AUGACGAUAUCUAUACCUCCUGAUUUUACCCGCCUUUCUCUUAGUGGCUCCUGCAAGCGUUCUUGCGGAUAUGAUGCUGACUCCACUUUCCAUGACGAUGUACAUAAAAAGAAGAGGAAAACAAGUAUUUCAGCAGAUCCUGAACUCCCUCAUGAAAAUAACCUUCCCCACCUGAGCCAAGAAACCACAAGAACACAUUCUCCUUCUGCGUCCAGUCCUUCAGUCAUUCCAGGAUCCUCCUCUGUUCAGGACUCAGGGUCCCUGUUCACACUGAAAACGGGGUGUUCACCCAAUGUUGUAUUUUCUCAGACUGUUCAUCAUCCUCAUGUCAUCUGUGGACUUGCCGAGGAUCUUUCCUCUGAGAAUCCUGUACCAGCAGUCACCACAAGUGAACCUGGAGAGGAGCUUGAGUCUCUGGAGGACAUAGAGACACCUGUUAAGUUGUACAUUCUGCCUGCAUAUUCACCUCCACCUCCCCCAGAAUCCUCCAGCAGCAUUAGCAACACCAGUUUCUUGCCUCGUUCUCACAGCAUGUCCUCACUGAGUCCGGACACCUCUGCAGAGGACAAGAACAUGAGUCCAGCAACGAGCUUACCUGAGAUGGUGUUCGAAGAACGUUUUGAGGAGUUUGAUCCUGAUAUCACAGAUGAUGAAGACGGUGACACCUACAGGUUAUGGUGCCCUGGUCCCGGUCUGUACUGGUGCAGUGUGACACAUCUGGUCUUUAACAUGGAGGGAGGAGGAGAUGUGACCUACAGGGUUGUUCCAUGGAACCGGAGGCUGCUUGCCCAAUAUUACAAGAAGUGUGCAGGUCCUCUGUUUGACAUCCAAAGUCUCCAUCAGACUGUGUGUCAGCUUCAUCUUCCUCACUGUCAGAUCGGCUCAACCGCCAACUCCUUAUCGGUCGCACACGUGACAGACGACGGCAUCAAGUUUAUCGCUCCUCGUAGGAUCACCGAAACUCAUGUCAUCAUAAACAUCAAUGGUUUUUCUGCUUAUGGAAAUGUGAAGGACAACAGCUCGCCCCCUGAUCCGGUCCGAGCGUUGGUGCUGCUGUUCUACGCACCUCCUCUUGAUCCUGAACUCAGGUCUGUCCUGAAUGUGCUGCUGCUGUCGAGGAACGUCAUGCUCCGUGAUGUGCUGCAAAUCAGGAAGAGAUUAGUUGGAGAUGAGCAAUACAUCGAGACGCUGCCACACUGCAAACUGAAGCCAAAGCAGGAGUACACACUGUUCACCUGUCCCGAAGACAAUUCCGUUCAAGUUACACCAGCAGAAGCAGAGUUUGAUGAAGAGUCCUACGACAGCUACUUCCCAUCAUUCCUGGUGAUUUUAGAAACACUAAUCAAAGACAUGACCCUGUUCCUCAGAGAUGCCGCUGACUCCAGCUGUGUUUGGCAAAGCCCGGUUUGUCUCCUGUCCACUUCAGUGAGAAAACCCUCUGGGCUGAACGUUCUAAACCUCCCUGAAAAAAAGAAGCUGCUGGAGAUACGGAGCAACGUCAUUGACGGCGUCUCAGAACCUGUUCUCAAAAGUCUGCUGGACAAGCUGUUGGAGAAAAAGGUGAUAAGUGACUCUGAGAAGGACUCAGUGGACGGGAACCGGAACAAAACAGGCAAGCCUCGUUUUGUCAUCGACACGGUGAGGAUGAAAAGCGAAGCUGCCAGUUCACAGAUGAUUGAGUUUCUCUGCGAGCUCGACCCCUUCCUCUGCGAACAUCUCGGACUGAUGUGAAGAAACCAUAUUGACCGAGUGACUGGAAACAGAUUUCUGUAACUCAUUUCUGAAAUGAUUUCUGGGGGUUGUGGCCAAGCUGUUCCUGUGUUUGUUUCAAGUGCAGAAGGUUCCCGGUUCA
Molecule: messenger RNA, 1852 nt
Organism: Thalassophryne amazonica
Lineage: Eukaryota; Metazoa; Chordata; Actinopteri; Batrachoidiformes; Batrachoididae
Product: NACHT, LRR and PYD domains-containing protein 1-like
Exons: 1
Coding region: 1-1731 (576 amino acids)
Biological process (GO): regulation of apoptotic process
Source: RefSeq, a predicted model, not a curated record